This is a messenger RNA of Pyrenophora tritici-repentis Pt-1C-BFP, 507 nucleotides long. Its product is annotated as RNA-binding protein (RRM domain). Gene Ontology annotation, cellular component: nucleus. NCBI's taxonomy places the organism in Eukaryota, Fungi, Ascomycota, Dothideomycetes, Pleosporales, Pleosporaceae. Gene Ontology annotation, molecular function: RNA binding. The record is from RefSeq and is a predicted model, not a curated record.
AUGUCUAAGCUCUUCAUUGGAGGCCUUGCGUGGCAUACCGACGACCAAGCUCUCCGUCAAAAGUUCGAGGAGUUCGGUCAAGUCGAAGAAGCUGUCGUAGUCAAGGACCGUGAUACUGGCCGUAGCCGAGGCUUUGGCUUCGUUCGCUAUGCGCAAGACACCGAGGCCGAUGCUGCUAUGCAAGCCAUGAACAACGAGGAGUUCGACGGACGUAGGAUUCGUGUCGACAAGGCCUCCGACCGUGCUGGCGGCGGCGCUCCCCGUGGUGGCGGCUAUGGAGGCGGCGGUGGUGGAUACCGUGGAGGCUACGGAGGACAGCAAGGAGGUGGCUAUGGCGGCGGCGGUGGCCGUGGAUACGGUGGCGGUCAAUGGGGUUCAUCCCAGGGCGGCGGCGGUGGCGGCGGCGGAUACCAAUCUCGCGGCGGCUACGGCGGCGGCCAAGGUGGUGGACAGGGCGGCUACGGUGGCGGUCAAGAAGGUGGUCAGGGUGGUGGCCAGCAGUGGUAA